This is a messenger RNA of Hermetia illucens (black soldier fly), 789 nucleotides long. RefSeq lists its product as uncharacterized. NCBI's taxonomy places the organism in Eukaryota, Metazoa, Arthropoda, Insecta, Diptera, Stratiomyidae. The record is from RefSeq and is a predicted model, not a curated record. The transcript is spliced from 2 exons. The coding region runs from base 116 to 775 and encodes 219 amino acids.
UAACAUUGCAGUUAGGAACAUGUGCUACUUAGGUUUACGUUUCUAAAUUGUGCGACUUCUACGAUUGCAAUUGUUUUCUCUUUUCUAUUAUUAUUGUUCGUCUGGAAAUUUAGUAAUGAGCACCCGAAAAGGAGCAACGACCCGUGCGCGUCCACAGAGGCAUCAAAAUAGGACAGCGUUUAAAAAUGAUUUACACGACAAAACCCCGAAGAUGAAAAUGAUCAACAACCUCCACGUCUGUGAGGUUUGUGAGCGAUGUAAAGCCCAGAUCGAAUGGAAAAUUAAAUACAAAAAGUAUAAACCGCUCACGCAACCGAAAACCUGUGCCCGCUGCCAACAAAAAACCGUGAAAAAGGCUUAUCAUGUGAUUUGCCGUGAAUGCUCACAAAAGGAUCGGGUUUGUGCAAAAUGUUUGAAAUCAGCCGAUGAAGUAACGAUUGAGCCACCCCGGCCGUCAGAGGAGGAGCAACUCCAGCUCCAGGUGGAGAUGGAUCGCCUGAUCAAAUCCCUGUCGGAGAGAAAGCGCCGGACAUUCUUGCGGUACAUGCGGAAAGGAAAAGAGGCGGAGCCAUCGGAAGAGGGUGAAAGUAAAGUUGAGAACGGCGACGAACCUGACAAGAAGGAGAAACCAGAUAGGGUGCCUCACACGAGGGAGGAUCUUCUGAAGAAAAUUGAAGAAUUGAAGCUGGACGAAGACGACGAGGACGGUGAUUUCAGUGAUGAUGAUUUCUCAUCAGACUUUGAUGCUAGUGACUUAGAUGAAUUUUAUGAUUAAAUGAUAAGCAAAAG